AGUUCCGGGUGCGCUGCCCCGGAUGUUGGCUGCUCCCGCUGCCGCCGCUCUCGGCGCUGCUCGGGGCCUCAGCAGCUCGCACCAGGCACCGUUGGGACUUUUCCUGGGGGGUGGAGACGCACGCAGAGGCCGGGGGUUCGGCCGGGCCGGCCCGGCCUGCGCAGCCUGAGAUUCUUUUUGUGGCCAGAUGGGUUUGUAUGGACAAACUUGUCCAUCUGUAACUUCAUUAAGGAUGACAUCUGAACUGGAGAGCAGCCUAACAUCUAUGGACUGGUUACCACAGCUUACUAUGAGAGCAGCCAUCCAGAAGUCUGAUGCUACACAAAAUGCACAUGGAACAGGGAUUUCCAAGAAGAAUACGCUGCUUGAUCCAAAUACAACCCUGGACCAGGAGGAAGUCCAACAGCACAAAGAUGGGAAACCUCCGUACAGUUAUGCCAGCCUCAUUACAUUUGCGAUUAAUAGUUCACCCAAAAAGAAAAUGACUCUAAGUGAGAUUUACCAGUGGAUUUGUGAUAACUUUCCAUAUUAUAGAGAGGCUGGCAGUGGUUGGAAGAAUUCAAUACGACAUAAUCUGUCAUUGAACAAGUGUUUCCUUAAAGUGCCUCGAUCCAAGGAUGAUCCCGGAAAGGGGUCUUAUUGGGCAAUUGACACCAAUCCGAAGGAAGAUGCGCUACCUACUCGGCCAAAGAAGAGGGCACGAUCUGUAGAACGGGCCUCAACUCCAUAUAGCAUAGAUUCAGAUUCUUUGGGAAUGGAGUGCAUUAUUUCGGGAAGUGCCUCUCCAACUCUGGCAAUCAACACUGUGACUAACAAAGUAACGUUGUACAACACUGAUCAGGAUGGUAGUGAUAGUCCACGCAGUAGCCUUAACAACAGUCUCUCAGACCAGAGUUUGGCAUCUGUUAAUUUGAACAGUGUUGGAAGUGUGCAUAGUUAUACACCAGUGACCAACCAUCCAGAACCAGUCUCUCAAUCAUUAACUCCUCAGCAGCAGCCACAGUACAACUUACCAGAACGAGACAAACAACUGCUUUUCUCAGAAUAUAAUUUUGAAGAUCUCAGUGCCUCAUUUCGGAGCCUUUAUAAAUCAGUCUUUGAACAGUCACUUAGUCAACAAGGUUUGAUGAAUAUCCCUUCUGAAUCUUCCCAGCAGUCCCACACUUCGUGUUCCUAUCAGCAUUCUCCUAGCAGUACAGUGAGCUCUCACCCACACACCAACCAAAGCAGUCUGUCCAAUAGUCAUGGCAGUGGCCUAAAUCCCACAGGCAAUAAUUCAGUUACACAAGUCUCACUACCCCACCCACAGAUGCACCCACAGCCGUCUCCCCAUCCAACCCAUAGACCACAUGGCUUACCACAGCAUCCCCAGCAUCCCCAGCACCCAGCACCGCAUCCACAGCAACACAGCCAGCUCCAGGCCCCUCACCCCCAGCACCCAUCUCCACACCAACACAUACAGCACCAUCCGAACCAUCAGCACCAGACGUUAACACAUCAGGCACCUCCACCUCCACAACAAAUCUCCUGUAAUUCUGGCAUUUCAAAUGAUUGGUAUGCAACACUUGAUAUGCUGAAAGAAAGCUGUCGAAUUGCCAGCAGUGUUAAUUGGUCAGAUGUAGACCUUUCACAGUUUCAAGGUUUGAUGGAGAGUAUGAGACAGGCUGAUCUCAAGAACUGGUCUUUAGAUCAGGUCCAGUUUGCAGAUCUCUGCUCUUCUCUUAAUCAGUUUUUUGCACAAACUGGCCUUAUCCACUCACAGAGUAAUGUUCAGCAAAAUGUUUGUCAUGGUGCCAUGCAUCCAACAAAACCUUCCCAACACCUUGGAACAGGCAAUAUGUACAUAGACUCUAGGCAAAAUCUUCCUUCUUCAGUGAUGCCACCCCCAGGUUAUCCUCAUAUCCCACAGGCACUUACAACUCCAGGAACAACAAUUGCAGGCCACCAUGGAGCCAUGAACCAGCAGCACAUGAUGCCUUCCCAAGCCUUCCAGAUGCGACGCUCCCUGCCUCCAGAUGACAUCCAGGAUGAUUUUGAUUGGGAUUCAAUUGUGUAGGGCUUGUUUCUCUGCAAGGCACCAAACCCCAGCAUCACCUUUCUGUGCAGUGAAGGGAAAGGUUUCUGAAAAUCCAGUUGAGAAAGUUGUUAAUAACUUUACCAAUGUUAUUGAAAUUUCUUUUGAAGACAAUCAACAAGAUUUUAGCUGGAUAACUUACUGCUUUUAUCUGACCCAGACAAGUACUACAUGUUUGUCUCCCUGCCAGCCUCCCCAUGUAGCUCCUACCUGUUGUGUGAUUUGACGGCUUUUGCAUAUUUGUGUCAGUUUUGAUGUUGACCACAAGUGCCAGACUGAUUUUCAGACAGAGCCUAUUUUGCUGCAAGCAAUUUAUAAAUCCAUAUGUGUAAAUAUAUGUACAAAAAUUAAUCAAAGGGUUCAGGGUUUGUUUUUUUAAAAUAAUUGGAUUAUUAUGUCUUGGAAAGAAAGUUACUGUGAGUUUUUAUUCCCUACUAGGCCAUUUUCUGCAGGAUAUGUUUUAUUCAUGUAAGCAAUGAAGGGAAACAGAUUUUUCCAAAGCUUAGUAAUUCCUCUUCAUUUAAUCCUUUACAGAAAUGUGGGUAGUGAAUUCCACCAAGUCAAGGAACCCAGAGUUUGAUACUCUUCAAAAGUUCAAAGGGUUGUGUUGUUUCUGAGCAGCAUAAAGGAAAUGUGUUUUCAUACCUGGAGGAUUAAAGAGUUUAUGCUGUAUCUUGUCAGUGUCUAUUUUCAUAAAUCUGCAUUGUAACAAUUUAAAAAUUAUUUGAUCAUUUAGAAGCUGGGCACUGUUUAGGUCUCUAAAGAAAUCAUUGCUUCCGUAUUCACUUGGGUAUUUAUUAUUUUAAAAUGUUAUUUUAGUAUUUAUUAUGAUUUUCUGUGAAUGCUCAGCUCCUGUUUGGUUCAUUACAAGAAUUGCGGUAUCUGAAAGCACAGGAAU
Elephantulus edwardii (Cape elephant shrew) is the source of this 2972-nucleotide messenger RNA. It is a transcript of the gene FOXJ3, whose product is annotated as forkhead box J3. The record is from RefSeq and is a predicted model, not a curated record. Gene Ontology annotation, biological process: regulation of transcription by RNA polymerase II. Gene Ontology annotation, molecular function: RNA polymerase II cis-regulatory region sequence-specific DNA binding; DNA-binding transcription factor activity, RNA polymerase II-specific. The coding region runs from base 188 to 2056 and encodes 622 amino acids. Gene Ontology annotation, cellular component: nucleus. The transcript is spliced from 13 exons. Lineage: Eukaryota; Metazoa; Chordata; Mammalia; Macroscelidea; Macroscelididae.